This is a messenger RNA of Podarcis lilfordi (Lilford's wall lizard), 26161 nucleotides long. The record is from the annotation of a GenBank genome assembly. NCBI's taxonomy places the organism in Eukaryota, Metazoa, Chordata, Lepidosauria, Squamata, Lacertidae.
CCCCGAAGCCGGCCGGCGACCCGGACCGGCGCGAGAGGCCGGCGACGUCCACGGCCUUCGGAUAUGGCGGCGGCGGCGGCGACGGCGGCGACGACCUGCGCCCCCGUUUGCCGCCGCCUCGUGCUGCUGCUGCUGCGGAGAAGGCGACGCGGAGGCUCCCCGCGGCUGCCGUCGGCCGGCAAACGCCUCAGCAGCAGCAGCAGCAGCAGCAGCAGCUCCCUCAGCAGCGGCGUCGUCAGGUGCUGAGGGGAAGAGAAGGGCGUCAUGGGAGGCGGGGGCCGAGGGGGUCGUCGUCGGUGGGGCGGGGGGACCCGAGCACCCCCGCCCCCCAAGUCCAUAAGUGGGGAUAUUGGGGUCAGGGCCGGCCCACCCCUGAGGCAAGGGGAGGCGGCGGCCUCAGGCGGCAGGAUUCGUAGGGGCGACGAGGCUCUCUUCCCUCACUCCCUCAUCCCAGGGCGCCCUCAGGUGGGCUCGCCUCCGCAGCCGCUGCCCAGAUGGCUCGGCCGUGGGUCUUCCUCUCAGGGUUCGAGCUGGGAGCUGCGGGGAUGAGGUCCCUUCAAUGCCCCCCCUCAAUAAAAUAUUUGAGGGAGCCGGUUCUUCCCGCCCACCGCACAAAAAAGUAGAUGGGUUUUGCCACUCAAAUGGCGUACGCAUGCCGUGUUGUGUGAUUGAUUAUGUGGGGCGGAGCUUACCUGAUUGAUUAUGUGAUUGGUUGUGUGGGGCAGAGCUUACCUGAUUGGUUAUGAGAUUGGUUAUGCGGAGCAGAGCUUACCUGAUUGAUUAUGUGAUUGGUUGUGUGGGGCAGAGCUUACCUGAUUGGUUAUGAGAUUGGUUAUGCGGAGCAGAGCUUACCUGAUUGAUUAUGUGAUUGGUUGUGUGGGGCAGAGCUUACCUGAUUGGUUAUGCGGAGCAGAGCUUACCUGAUUGGUUAUGUGACUGAUUAUGCGGAACAGAGAUUACCUGAUUCGUUAUGCGAUUGGUUAUGUGGGGCGGAGCUUACCUGAUUGGUUAUGUGAUUGGUUAUGUGGGGCAGAGAUUACCUGAUUGGUUAUGAGAUUGAUUAUGCGGGGCAGAGCUUACCUGAUUGGUUAUGUGAUUGGUAAUGUGGGGCGGAGCUUACUUGAUUGGUGUGAUUGAUUAUGUGGGGCAGAGCUUACUUCGGCCUCCCCAAUAUUUUAUUCAAGUUGACACCCCACGUUGGGCAAAAGAUUCUUGUGUUGCGGAUGUGUGUGUGUAAUUUCUAUUAUUAAAUAUUUUUUAAAUCAUGAUUUAAAUCGUAAAUUUGAUUUUAGUCAAAUCCACCCUGAUUUAACCCAAGCCAUAAUCCCUGGUUCGGUUGUCACCCUUAGUUUGGGACUUGGGUUUGAUUUUUUAAUAAUAAUAAUAAUAAUAAUAUGUAAUAUCAAUAAUAUCUUUUAUUGUCAUUUGCCUUUGGGGACAACUUGAGUACUUGGCUUCUCACCAAAACAUAAUUAAUCAAUGAUGUGCAACUGGGAGUUAGAUGACUUUCAAGGUCCAGGCUUCCCAUUCCAGGGCCGAGAUCGCUCUGGAGAAGAAGCUGUUCUUAAGACGGCUGUUCUUGUCUUCCAUGGUCCUGUAUCUCCGUCCAGCGGCAGAGCUCGAAGAGACAGUAGCCAGGAUGCGAUGGAUCUUUAUGUCAGUGCCUUCCUGCAUGGCGCAGCGGCAUCGUCUGCUCCUGUGUGAGUGGGGAGAGGCAAAUCAGCUGGGCUUGUUCAUGUGUAAACGACCAUUGAAUGCACUCCCAGCUUGCUUUCGGAAAGCUGCUAGAUCAGGCUUCCUCGACCUUGGCCCUCCAGAUGUUUUUGGCCUACAACUUCCAUGAUCCCUAGCUAGCAGGACCAGUGGUCAGGGAUGCUGGGAAUUGUAGUCUCAAAACAUCUGGAGGGCCGAGUUUGAGGAAGCCUGCACUAGAUGCUAUAGGAGCAACAAUUCCCCGAGCAAUACAUGUGUUGCACAUGAUGCAUUUACUGUGCAUUUUAAUUAAUUUGAAGCAUGAGGGAGGCAGCUUGAAGAAACAUCGCUUUCAGGUGAUGUAGUUCCUUUCCGUGAGGUCUUCUCAUGGAAACAGUAUUGACUUGAUUGUCGGUAACUCUUUUAAGGCAAGAAGAGCGUAAACCAUGCAUGCAGCCCGCCUAGUUCUGCACUUGAAUUCUGAUAUGGAAAGUAGCAUCUCAAAGUGGUGUGACACUGUUUAUUGGCUGUAUGCAUAACUCAAUCCCUCUUCUUGCUUUAAAGGACCACUGACCCUUCAAGGAAAAUGAGGAUGACCACAUGCACAAGCAACAUGGGUAUGUGUAGUAUUUAUAGCAUAUCCAGAGGUCAGAGAGGAGGGAGGGUGAACCAGGCAAUCUAUUAGUUGUAGUUCCCCAUUUAAGAGAAGGGUUAAGGAGCGACGGUUAUUGGCAUAGCUGUCAACUUACAGAUUUGAAAAUAAGGGACCAGCAGCCUCGAAAAUAAGGGAUCAGCAGCCAAAAUAAGGGAUCAACAAUUACUUUGAUAAAAUACAUAUUUUGUUGCGUGCAAAUGGCUUUAGAUACCUAUUAGGUCCAUAAAUUACCAUAUAGCAUAUAUUCAACAGAAAAAAGCAACAAUUUGUUGUUGACAAAGCACAGCUGGACAUAGAAAGGGCCACAUUACCUUCAGUAGCUUAUUUAAGGGACAUCAUCAAUAAGGGACAGCAGCGGGACAUGGCGCUGGGAUAAGGGACUAUCCCGCCAAAUAAGAGACGCUUGACAGCUAUGGUUAUUGGACAAAUGCCUAUUUGCUGACGAGAUGCUUUAAUAGCAGUGAGAACUCACUAAUGUGGACAUUUUAUUUAUUUUAGAUAUUUUUUACCAACCUUCUGCCUCGUACCAAAAUCACCCAAGGUAACAUACAUCCUAAAAAGGUUUUAAAAGAAGAUAAGUCAGAUAAAAUUAAAAUAAGCAGGAAAAGAACAACAGAAAAUGACAACGAAAAGUUAUAGGAUCUGUUACUUUGAGCUGCUGUCUAUGUGGAGGACUGGAAUGUGUGGCUUUUUGUUGGCUGUGAAUUUUGGUUCAUGGUCUCUUACAUAUUUUUUGGAUAUUUUGUAUUCUUUCUCAGAAGUUUUAAUUUUAAUUCUAACUAGCUUUCUCUUUGAAUGUGGAAGGUGGUAAAUUUGGGAAACCACAUGAAGGGUUGUGUUUGUUCUUGAGCCCAGGAACCAAUGCUAAGAAGACAAGAUGAUUUAUUUUUAAACUCCCUCACAAAUUUUGGGAAGUCAUUUUGUUGGAGGGAAAAAGCCUUGUCUUUGCCUUUUUCUCUAAGGGCGAAAGCUGUGACAACAAAUGAUUUAAACAGCCCUUCUGUGUGCGUUUUUAGCUUUCUUAUGCCAUAUACUUUUUCCAGUUUACCAUAAUUAAAUAACUUUCUCUCAAACAUUCUCCCUACCAGUAUCCUGAACUAUUUGUGGAAGUGGCUGUUGUGUUUUCAAGGCAUAUAUCUGGGCACCAUGAUUACAGGCGUCAUGGACAUGUUUUUCAUCAGUCUCAGUUGGCUGGAGGAAAAAUCCUGCUUUAAAUUUGGGUGCCACUGUUGAUGUCCAGAUUAACCCCACACCACAGAUACUAAUGUUACAGAAAACAAGGAUCAGCACAUUGUAGUAUUUUUUUCUUCCCAUUAGUUAUUUAUUCAUACCAUACUUUUCAAUAUAUUCCCCCAUCACUUUUAAAAUCAGUCUUUCCUCCCCAUAUUUUAAAAGUGGAUUUGUCACGGAAACUUCCACUACACUUUUGACUCCCUCCUGCAAAAUGGAUUUGCUUCCCUACAGAACCCAGGAGUCAUUGGAGCAAACACAAGAGUGUCUUUGCUAAUGUUACCCUGAUACCUGCUCUGUCCAAGUGAUAACCUGCAAAUAGCUAAGGAUUUUACCACUCAUUCUCCCCAUAGCAGCAGGAACCUGGGGGUGAGUAGAUGGGGAUGUACAGUGGUGCCUCGCAAGACGAAAUUAAUUCGUUCCGCGAGUUUUUUCGUCUAGCGAAUUUUUCGUCUUGCGAAGCACGGUUUCCCAUAGGAAUGCAUUGGAAAUUCAAUUAAUGCGUUCCUAUGGUCAAAAAGUCCAAUCAAAGCCAAAUUUGGUACAACAAGAGUUUAUUAACUGCUCUUUAAAGUCACACAUACUUUAAAGAGCAUAUCAAAAAUUGAAGGAACAAUAAAUUAAGUUUCUAAACAUGACAGGAAAAACAUUUAAAAAUCAAAAAGGGUACAUUACAUUUUCUAAGACUCUGGGGACCACUCGAAGAAGGUUCCUCUUCCACUCUUUGCUUCUUGCUGAGGAACCUGUCCAUGGUCUGCUGCUUCAUCCGCCUUUUCAGCAGCUCCCUGAGAGGCGACAUGACCGUCGUAUCAAAAAUGUUCGCUUGGUCAUGUGCCACGUGCUUGUCAGGGUGGUGCCGCUCUGCAAAAGCCUGCACCUCAUUCCACUUCUGGCAAAUGUCCCUCAGUUCUUUGGAGGACAGCCGUUCCUCAGUUGCUUCCUCCUCUUCCAGCGAGGCCUGCUCCUGCGCAACCUCUGACUGCAGUUCAACCAGCUCCUGGGUGGUCAGCUCGUGGUCGUGCUCCUCCACCAGCUCGCAGACGUCCUCCUCUGUGACCUCCAGGCCCAUGGUCCCCCCAAGGCAACAAUGUCCUGCACCACUGUCGACUCUGGUGCAUCAGAGUCACUUGGUGCCACACAGUCCGGCCACAGGCUGCGCCAAGCGCAAUUCAAAUUCCUCUGGCUGAUCCCCUUCCAGGCCGUGGUGAUCAUCUUCAAGCAGGUGACGAUGUCGAAGUGGUCCUUCCAGAAUUCCCGCAGGGUGAUGGUGGUGCAAUCAGUCACCUCGAAGCAUCGCCUGAAAAGCUCCUUGGUGUAGAGUUUCUUGAAAUUGGCGAUGACCUGCUGAUCCAUCGGCUGGAGCAGUGGCGUGGUGUUAGGCGGCAGGAACAUGAUGUUGAUGAAGCUGAACUCCUCCAACAAGUCCACCUCAAGGCCUUUAGGAUGAGCAGGAGCAUUGUCCAUCAGAAGCAAAGCCUUCAGCGGCAGGUCGUUGUCCAGCAGGUACUGUUUGACAGCAGGGCCAAAGGCAAGAUUGACCCAGUCCACAAACAGCACACGUGUGACCCAAGCCUUGCUGUUGGAUCGCCACAUGACACUCAGCCGCUCCUUGUCGACCUUGUGUUUCUUGAAGGCCCGUGGGUUCUCCGAGUGGUACACCAGCAGGGGCUUGAUCUUCAGGUCGCCGCUUGCGUUGGCACAGAAGAGCAGGGUCAGACGGUCCUUCAUGGGCUUGUGGCCAGGCAACUUGGCCUCCUCCUGUGUGAGGAAAGUCCUUUUGGGCAUCCUCUUCCAAAACAGCCCGGUCUCGUCGCAGUUGAAGACCUGCUGUGGAACGUAGCCCUCCGUCUUCACAACCUCCAGGAACUCCAAGGCAAAGUCUUCAGCCGCAGGAACAUCAGAACUGGCAGCCUCUCCAUGCCUGACCACGCUGUGGAUUCCGGAUCUUGCCUUGAACCGGUCAAACCAGCCUCUGCUUGCCUUGAAGACUUCUGGCUCGGCCGAGGUUCCUGGCUGUUCCCGGAUGAGGUCUGCGUGCAAGGCCUUGGCCUUCUCACAAAUCACGGCCUCAGUCACUGUGUCCCCUGCACGCUGCUUCUCUUCUAACCAGAUGAGCAGCAACUUCUCGACCUCCUCCAGAACAGCUGGGCGGUUCUUCACGAUCCUGGUGACUCCCUUGGCUGCAUCAGUCGCAAGGAUCUUCUCUCUCAUCUUCAGGAUGGUCCCGAUGGUCGAUGGGUUCCUGCCGUACUCCCGGCGAGGUCCGUCACACGCAUUCCACCGUCGUGCUUCCGGAUGAUCUCCUUCUUCAUCUCCAGCGUCACCUUCUCCUUCUUCCUCUCGCCGGCCUCCGCAGCAGCAGCCUUCUUGGGUCCCAUGGCAGCACAGCUGUUACCUUUGUAAACUCAGAAAAAGAAAAAAAAAUCAGCAAUUCAAACCCACAACCAAGUCCUUGAAUUCCAAACACCCAACCCAAAAUCCAAAACCCCCAAAAAGUUUUAAAAGUUUAACUUACGAAAUGGCUGCAAAUCACCAAAGUCUUCAAAAUCCUCAAAUGGCUGCAAAGAAGUUUUGGGAAAGCUUUAAAAAUCACCAAAGUCUUCAAAAACCUCAACUGUUCCCCCAGCCCCUCCCCAACUGUUGCAAACCCCUCCUCAACUGUUCCCCCAGCCACCCAGCACACAGAAAUUCAAAACCCAGAAAAUUUUUCAAAAAAAAACAACAUGGCCCAAUGGUUACAGAAAACCAUAAAAAUUCAAAAAACCACACAAGCUCCCAGAUUCCUGCAAACCCCUCCCCAGCUGUUCCCCAGCCACCCAGCACACAGAAAUUCAAAACCCAGAAAAUUUUUCAAAAAAAACAACAUGGCCCAAUGGUUACAGAAAACCAUAAAAAUUCAAAAAAGCACACAAGCUCCCAGAUUCCUGCAAACCCCUCCCCAGCUGUUCCCCAGCCACCCAGCACACAGAAAUUCAAAACCCAGAAAUUUUUUUCAAAAAAACAACAACAUGGCCCAAUGGUUACAGAAAACCAUAAAAAUUCAAAAAAAAAGCACACAAGCUCCCAGAUUCCUGCAAACCCCUCCCCAGCUGUUCCCCCAGCCACCCAGCACACAGAAAUUCAAAACCCAGAAUUUUUUUUUAAAAAAAAACAACAUGGCCCAAUGGUUACAGAAAACCAUAAAAAUUCAAAAAAAAGCACACAAGCUCCCAGAUUCUUGCAAACCCCUCCCCAGCUGUUCCCCCAUCCACCCAGCACACAGAAAUUCAAAACCAAAAAUUUUUUUAUAAAAAAAAACAACAUGGCCCAAUGGUCACAAAAAUCAUAAAAAUUCAAAAAAACCACACAAGCUCCCAGAUUCUUGCAAACCCUCCCCAGCUGUUCCCCAUCCACCCACCAAACAGAAAUUUAAAACCCCUUAAUUUUUUUCAAAAAAAAACAAAUUGGCCCAAUGUUAACUAAAAAUAUUAAAAAUUAAAAAAAAACCACACAAGCUCCCAGAUUCUUGCAAACACCUCCCCAGCUGUUCCCCCAUCCACCCAGCACACAGAAAUUUAAAACCCAGAAUUUUUUUCAAAAAAAAAAAACAACAUGGCCCAAUGGUCACAAAAAAUCAUAAAAAUUAAAAAAAAAACCACACAAGCUCCCAGAUUCUUGCAAACCUCUCCCCAACACCAAGUCCUUGAAUUCUAAACACCCCAACCCAAAAUCCAAAAACCCCCCAAAAAGUUUUAAAAGUUUAACUUACCAAACAGCUGCAAAAGAAGUUUUGGAAAAGCUUCAAAAUCCAGCAAACUCUUUAAAAAGCUCAGAAAGGCCACCACACCGCGUGCAAUGUGUUGCUCCUCGAGGUCAAGUCGCAACUGCACCUCUUCCAGCAAUGCACCCUGGGUUUUAACGGUUUUACGAAAAAGGAAACAAACUUGCAAGACGUUUUCGUCUUGCGAAGCAAGCCCAUAGGGACAUUCGUCUUGCAAAGCAACUCGAAAACGAAAAAACCUUUCGUCUUGCGAGUUUUUCGUCUUGCGAGGCGUUCGUCUUGCGGGACACCACUGUACUGCUAAAUCUCUGGCAAUAGAUCAGCAAAGGUUUUUGGCUCCCAGUCGUUUACAAUAGCAAUAGCAAAAAGUCUUGAUUUGGCUCCAAAGGGACGUGGGUGGGGCUGUGGGUUAAACCACAGAGCCUAGGACUUGCCGAUCAGAAGGUCGGCGGUUCGAAUCCCCCCGACGGGGUGAGCUCCGUUGCUCGGUCCCUGCUCCUGCCAACCUAGCACUUCGAAAGCACGUCAAAGUGCAAGUAGAUAAAUAGGUACUGCUCCAGCGGGAAGGUAAACGGCGUUUCCGUGCGCUGCUCUGGUUCACCAAGUGGCUUAGUCAUGCUGGCCACAUGACCCGGAAGCUGUACGCCGGCUCCCUCGGCCAAUAAAGUGAGAUGAGCGCCGCAACCCCAGAGUCGGUCACAACUGGACCUAAUGGUCAGGGGUCCCUUUACCUUUAACAGGAAAGUGUCUUCCUUUUAUUCUUUUUGCUAUGCGUUCCCACUGCCUCUCCCUUUCCCUCCAAUAAGGCAAAUUUAGAAAAGGGGUUGUGGGGAACUCAGGGAGAAGCCUAGUUGGGCCUAGUUUUCCAUCAAAACAAAGAGUGGUUGAGAGCUAGGCUGCUCUUCAACCUGCCCAGUGCACUGCGGGAAAAUCCCUGCAUUGCUGAUGAUAGGAAUGUUCUAGAACAGGCAUAGGCAAACUCUGGCCCUCCAGAAUUGGCCUCCACAGUCACUUAAGAACUCAUUGUGAAAACUGUGUUUAUGGAAGACAAUCUUACUCGGCUACGAGUGAUCGCCAUAGAAGAAGAGUAGUAAGAUCAUGAUCCCCACAGCACCCUGGCCUAGGGACUUGCAGGAGAAUUCUGAAGGUUCGGUUUGUAUUGUUCUGUGUAGUUAGGCUCAUACUUCCAAGAUAAAAUAGGUCACGAGUGCUUUGGCUAACAGUAGAUAUGGUUGGAAUAAAGUGUUUGGUGCUUACUUAGGGGUCUCUGCAUCGUUUGCCCCCACCCUGGCAUAUUGGAAGCUUAUCUACUUUGGGGGAUGGGGGAGGCUAGGAGCCACCUUUCAACACACAGCCCAUUGAUUUUGUGCAUCCUGUAUGCAGGGCCGGAUUUAGGUUUGAUGAGGCCCUAAGCUAAACCAUAGAGCCUAGGACUUGCUGAUCAGAAGGUCAGCAGUUCGAAUCCCCGCGACGGGGUGAGCUCCCAUUGCUCGGUCCCAGCUCCUGCCAACCUAGCAGUUCGAAAGCACGUCAAAGUGCAAGUAGAUAAAUAGGUACCGCGCCAGAGGGCAGGUAAAUGGCGUUUCCGUGCGCUGCUCUGGUUUGCCAGAAGCGGCUUAGUCAUGCUGGCCACAUGACCCGGAAGCUGUAUGCCGGCUCCCUCUGCCUGUAAAACGAGAUGAGCGCUGCAACCCCAGAGUCGGUCACGACUGGACCUAAUGGUCAAGGGUCCCUUUACCUUUAAGCUACUGAAGGUAAUGGGGCCCUUUAUAUGUCCAUCUGUCCUUUGUCAACAACAAAUUACUUACAUCAUAGGAGCCUACACAACACAAAACGCUGUUGCUGUAGGUAAGUUUUAUUUUAUUUGUUUUUUAUCUUAUAUUUUGGAAAUGUACAUCCAGUUUUUUUUCCCCUUUUAAUUUUUUGUGGGGCCCUAAACUAUAGCAGUAUGUGGACCGAGAGCUCCCAGAAGUGCAAGGUGGAUUUCGAAGGGGUAGAGGAACCAGAGACCAAAUUGCAAACAUGCGCUGGAUUAUGGAGAAAGCUAGAGAGUUCCAGAAAGACAUCUACUUCUGCUUCAUUGACUAUGCAAAAGCCUUUGACUGUGUCGACCACAACAAACUAUGGCAAGUUCUUAAAGAAAUGGGAGUGCCUGUCUCCUGAGAAAUCUCUAUAUGGGACAAGAAGCUACAGUUAGAACUGGAUAUGGAACAACUGAUUGGUUCAAAAUUGGGAAAGGAGUACGGCAAGGCUGUAUAUUGUCUCCCUGCUUAUUUAACUUAUAUGCAGAAUUCAUCAUGCGAAAGGCUGGGCUGGAUGAAUCCCAAGCCGGAAUUAAGAUUGCUGGAAGAAAUACCAACAACCUCAGAUAUGCAGAUGACACAACCUUGAUGGCAGAAAGUGAGGAGGAAUUAAAGAACCUUUUAAUGAGGGUGAAAGAGGAGAGCACAAAAUAUGGUCUGAAGCUCAACAUCAAAAAAACGAAGAUCAUGGCCACUGGGCCCAUCACCUCCUGGCAAAUAGAAGGGAAAGAAAUGGAGGCAGUGAGAGAUUUUACUUUCUUGGGCUCCAUGAUCACUGCAGAUGGUGACAGCAGUCACGAAAUUAAAAGAUGCCUGCUCCUUGGGAGAAAGGCGAUGGCAAACCUAGACAGCAUCUUAAAAAGCAGAGACAUCACCUUGCCAACAAAGGUCCAUGUAGUUAAAGCCAUGGUUUUCCCAGUAGUGAUGUAUGGAAGUGAGAGCUGGACCAUAAAGAAGGCUGAUCGCCGAAGAAUUGACGCUUUUGAAUUAUGGUGCUGGAGGAGGCUCUUGAGAGUCCCAUGGACUGCAAGAAGAUCAAACCUAUCCAUUCUGAAGGAAAUCAGCCUUGAGUGAUCACUGGAAGGACAGAUUGUGAAGCUGAGGCUCCAAUACUUUGGCCACCUCAUGAGAAGACUCCAUGGGAAAGACCCUGAUGUUGGGAAAGAUUGAGGGCACAAGAAGAAGGGGACGACAGAAGACGAGAUGGUUGGACAGUGUUCUCGAAGCUACCAGCAUGAGUUUGACCAAACUGCGGGAGGCAGCGGAAGACAGGAGUGCCUGACGUGCUCUGGUCCAUGGGGUCACGAAGAUUCGGACACGACUAAAAAACAACAAACUAUAGUUUGUUUAGCUUAUACGUAAAUCCAGCACUCAGGUCAAGUCAUGUCUUGCACAUUGCUCAUGCCUCAAGAAAGCUGCAAAAAUCAAGGCAGUGAUGAUAGAGACUUUGCAUAUAAUAGCCAACUUUCAUCCCGGGAAAAGUUAUGGAAAGAGGAAAUAAAAUUGACUGCAUGCUGUUCGUUGAAAGAAAAUUAUAUGAAAAUUAUGUAUCAUUGGUAUUUAACACUGAGUAAAAUUGCUAAAACGUACAAAACAAGUUCUAAACUGUGUUGGAAAUGUAAAGAGAAAGAGGGCAUAUUUUACAGAGCAGGCUAGUAGGCGGGGCCCAUUACUUAUAUCAUAGGAGCCUACACAACACAAAACACUGUUGCUGUAUGUGAGAGUUUUUUUCCUUUAAGUUUUUGGGGGGCUCCCAAGAGAGUGGGGCCCUAAGCUAUAGCUUGUUUCGCUUAUAUGUAAAUCGGGCACUACCUGUAUGGGAAUUAUUGUUAUUGGCUAUCGAGGAAGGAAGGGUUGUUCAGCCAAGUGCAGUUUCCAUGCAUUGCAAGGUGGGUGGGGGGGAGAGAGGAAAUAUUUACAAUGGUAAUACAAUAAGGCAUGAGAUCCCUUCCUUGACUAGCUCUUUGAGGGGGGGGGGGUGUUUGCACCUCUAUUUGGAGGAAGAGAGUGCAAUUUUAUGUUGGAUGUUAAUGUUCAGAGCUUCUGAGGUGAGGAUUUUCGUAAGGAUUUUUGAGAGCAUCAACUUUGGCUAUAUGCCUUUUUUAUCAGUCUUAUUGGAACAGGAUGCCAUGCUGUUGCAUAAAGGUUUGUAUCAUCAAACUCCCUCUGGGAUACUGUAUAAACCAGCUUUUCCCAACCUUGGGUUUCCAGCUGUUUAUGGACUACAACUCCCAUCAUCCCUAGCUAGGAAGACCAGUGGUCAGGGAUGAUGGGAACUGUGGUCCAAAAACUGCCAAAGACCAAAGGCUGGGAAACACUGAUAUAAACUCUCCUGACGAGGUCAGAGUGAUACAGCUUCGUUCCACAUUCUGUAUUAUGAGCUGUGUGUUUCCUUCCUGGGGUUUGUCUGUUGCUGUCGGUGUUGUGCGAUUUGCUGCAGAAUUUGUGGAUUGAUUCACUGUGACUGACUGGAAGGAGAUGCAUGGAAAUGUCUGGCUUGCCCUCUGUUUCAAUAUGGCAGCCAUGUUGUGUUUGUGCUGCACUCCCGUAACAGCUCUCGUGUGUUUUGUUAUGCCCUACACAGCACUUUAGGGAUGCGGGUGGCGCUGUGGGUGAAACCACACAGCCUAGGACUUGCCGACCAGAAGGUUGGCGGUUCAAAUCCCCGCGACGGGGUGAGCUCCCGUUGCUCGGUCCCAGCUCCUGCCACCCUAGCAGUUCGAAAGCACAUCAAAGUGCAAGUAGAUAAAUAGGUACCACUGCAGCGGGAAGGUAAACAGCGUUUCCGUGUGCUGCUCUGGUUCACCAGAAGUGGCUUAGUCGUGCUGGGCACAUGACCCAGAAGCUGUACGCCAGCUCCCUUGGCCAAUAAAGCGAGAUGAGCGCCGCAACCCCAGAGUCGGCCACGACUGGACCUAAUGGUCAGGGGUCCCUUUACCUUUACCUUUACACAGCACUUUCUCAAAUUCCCAAACCUAUCCACUGAUCCAAACGGGUUGCUGAUCCCUGUCCUUAGGUGCUGUAGCCAUCUUGUGCUUGUGCCAUUUAUACGCAGGUUAAGGUGUUAUAAUGGCAACGUUUAUUAAUGCAGACUUUAGGAUGACAUCUUUGCUGAGCGGUAAUAUGUUGGCCUUAAAACUUUAGUCUUUUAACGAUGCGUUUUGUCCUUUGUAUUUUAUAGUACCGAAGCAACUAUUAUCUCAGGGAAAAGGCUGGCUGCCCAGGUCUGCGAGGAGAUACAGAAGGAUGUAGACUCCUGGCUUGCCCUUGGGAACAAGAGGCCUCAUCUCACCGUUGUUUUAGUAGGAGACAACCCAGCCAGUCACACGUAUGUGAGAAAUAAAGUAAAAGCAGCGGCAGCCGUAGGUAUGCCUUUUUCUUCAAACAGUUUUCCGAACAAUGGCAGCUUUCUGGACACAACAUGUGUUUCCUUUCAGAGGCUGCAUUCCCCGGGAGGUAAUCUCCAUGCUGGCAGCGGGCAGAAUUUGUGGCAUUAAUAAUAAUAAUAAUAAUAAUAAUAAUAAUUUAUUUAUACCCCGCCCAUCUGGCUGGGUUUCCCCAGCCACUCUGGGCGGCUUCCAACUGAAUAUUAAAAACAAUACAGCAUCAGGCAUUAAAAACUUCCCUAAACAGGGCCGCCUUCAGUUGUCUUUUAAAAGUAAAAUCGUUGUUUAUUGCCUUGACACCUGCUGGGAGCUCUGUCAGUCUCUCUACUCCCCUUCCCACCCCCACUCCCAUCUCUCCAUUUUGGCUCCCCACUGUUCCCCAUUACCGUAUUUUUCGCCCUAUAGGACGCACCAGACGAUAAGACGCACCUAGUUUGGGAGGGAGGAAACAAGAAGAAAAAAAUUCUGAACCCCAGAAGCCAGAACAGCAAGAGGGAUAUGGCUUCUGGGAUAGCCUCUUGCUGUUCUGGCUUCGGGGACAGCCUGUGAAGCCUCCACAGGGCAGCGAGGUGAAGGCACCCCAUUGCCUUGUGGAGGCUUAGCACAGCCAUCCCCAAGCUAGAACAGUGAGACGGAGCACUGUUCUGGCUUUGGGCUUAGCCGUGCGGCCUGCAUUCGCUCCAUACUUCCCUUUUUAGAAGGGAAAAACUGCGUCCCAUAGAGCGAAAAAUACGGAAAUUAACAAAUUUUGGAACUGAUGACUUGCAGAAGGCUCCUCCUCCAGGGCCAGACUUUGGUAAUAUGGCUCCCUGAGCGAGGACAAAAUCGGGCAAACCCCCUGCCCUCAAAUAUUUCUUAUUUGUGUUCCCCCUUGCCCUCCCCUCUCUUUUCCCAUCCAGGCUCCCCACCCUGAGGCUCAUUGCAAGGUUCUUUUUCCCAGGCUACUGCAUCUCUCUCUGUCUCUGUCUCUCUGUCUCUGUCUCUGUCUCUGUCUCUGUCUCUCUCUCUCUCUCUCUCUCUCUCUCUCACACACACACACACACACACAGAGAGAGAGAGAUACAUUACAGAGGAGUGAUCUUGAGAGCUAGAGAGGGCUUGUAGCAUCCCCAUGGCUGUGGGUUCCUCACCCACUAUCUGUAAGGAAAAAUAUAUUUAAAAAAUAAAUAAACCAUUAAAUACUGAGUGUGAAUUUAUUUUAGUAUUCUAAUUAAAAAUGCUACCAAUAGAUAGAAUUGCACAAUCUGAAUUUUGUUGCAUGUGACUAAACGGAACUAAUGUUUUGCUGAUGAUAUUGUUUGCUUCCUCUUUUUACUUUAGGCAUUUGUAGUGAAAUAAUACUGAGGCCCAAAGAUAUUUCUCAGGAAGAACUUUUAGAUCUGACUGGCAGAUUAAACAAGGAUCCAAGAGUCAGUGGUAUAUUAGUCCAGUUACCUCUGCCAGGUAAUGUUAUUUUAUACAAUGUCACAAAGUUGGGUGGUUUUGAGGAAUAAAUGAGAAAAAUCAAGUGCACUUAACUUGAUAUAAACCUUGCAAGGAGAGAAAGGGUUUAUAAAUAACCAAACUAGAAGGACACUGACAAACUGGAACGUGUCCAGAGGAGGGCAACCAAAAUGGUCAAAGACCUGGAAACGAUGCCUUAUGAGGAACGGCUAAGGGAGCUGGGGAUGUUUAGCCUGGAGAAGAGGAGGUUAAGGGGUGAUAUGAUAGCCAUGUUCAAAUAUAUAAAAGGAUGUCACAUAGAGGAGGGAGAAAGGUUGUUUUCUGCUGCUCCAGAGAAGCGGACACGGAGCAAUGGAUCCAAACUACAAGAAAGAAGAUUCCACCUAAACAUUAGGAAGAACUUCCUGACAGUAAGAGCUGUUCAACAGUGGAAUUUGCUGCCAAGGAGUGUGGUGGAGUCUCCUUCUUUGGAGGUCUUUAAGCAGAGGCUUGACAACCAUAUGUCAGGAGUGCUCUGAUGGUGUUUCCUGCUUGGCAGGGGGUUGGACUCGAUGGCCCUUGUGGUCUCUUCCAACUCUAUGAUUCUAUGAUUCUAUGAACUAUUCAGUACCUUGACCGUAUUGGUAAUUAUUUUUCCAACAUACAGUGGGGGCCAUAUUUUCAAUACCAUUUUUUAUUAAUGUGCUUGCAGGCUAGAAUGCUGAUUUUAUUCAGCCAAAUCAACCCUGGCGAUCAAUGGGGUGAGAGAUGUCGCACCCAGAUUGCCCUCACAUCCACCCUGUCACCCCCCCAACUGUAUUACCUGGGUUAUGAAGGCACCCUAAAGACGUUAAAGCAAAGAUUAUGGGAUAAUGCACACAGUGACUUGCGAUCUCAAUCACACUCAGUCUGUAGUCCGCUGGCAGUAGGGGUACAAUAUGGGCAUGUCUUUAAGUUAACAUCUUAAAUUAAAAACCUGACAGUACCAAAUUAUUGAAGGCUUUUCACCAAAGCCAGACUAAACGUCUUUCCUUCUGCAGUUAUGGAUGGCAAGUUGAGAGGAGUUCCCUACCAGGACAGACUUUGCUCGUGUGCUCAAGACAUUGAUUCCAUAAAACAUAUUUUGUUGCACUGUGCAAAAUAUGAGCAAGCCAGGGCUGAACUGAUAUUACCCUUGCUGGUACCGUUCCCGGGAAAAUCAGAGGCUCACUAUGUCAGGUUCCUAUUGGAAGACCGGACAAACGCUAGAACAUUAGCAUCUGCAAAGUUUUUAUCGGUGGUUGCAAGAACCAACGAUCCCUAUAUUCUGAACAAAAUGCUUGUUUAACCUGGAGGUAGGCUGUAUGAAUUGUGUAUUGCUUUGUAACGAUUUGUUGGGUCACUGGACCUAAUAAAGAUUGAUGAUGAUGAUGAUGAUUUUAUUCACCUGCUUGCAGUUUCUACACUAGAACUAUUUGGUUCAAAUUAUACAUUUCAUAAAUAAAUGAGAAUGAAAGAUUGACCACAUGGUGGCAGUGUAACAUAAACUGAAGCAGGCUCAGCACUGUGCGUUGACUCUUUGCACCAUAGACAAACUUAAAACUUGUGUGGUGAAUGCAGGUUAGGCUGUGCUCUUAUGUACUGCAGAGAGCAAAGGCAAAGCUAUGAAUUCUUGUGCAUGGAGGUAGCUCUAAAGACAAGCUUUAAAGCCUCAGCAGUAUUGCUCAGAGCAUCAGUUGCCAACUUGAUGUUUGCAAGGGCAGUCGACGUGUGACCUGUGUAUCUGACAUAAUUGAACCUGAUUACUCAAAGGUUGGUACGCGGGUGGCGCUGUGGGUUAAACCACAGAGCCUAGGACUUGCCAAUCAGAAGGUUGGCAGUUCGAAUCCCCACGACGGGCUGAGCUCCCGUUGCUUGGUCCCAGCUCCUACCAACCUAGCAGUUUGAAAGCACGUCAAAGUGCAAGUAGAUAAAUAGGUACCGCUCUGGCGGAAAGGUAAAUGGCAUUUCCGUGCGCUGCUCUGGUUCGCCAGAAGCGGCUUAGUCAUGCUGGCCACAUGACCCGGAAGCUGUACACCGGCUCCCUCGGCCAGUAAAGCGAGAUGAGUGCCGCAACCCCAGAGUCUGUCACGACUGGACCGAAUGGUCAGGGGUCCCUUUACCUUUACCUUACUCCAAAGGCCGUAAAAAAUGUCUUGAGAAAAACUAUUUGUAUGCUGCACUAUUGACAGAUUUGUCCUUGGAAAUGAUCAGAUUUAACUCCAAACUCAUGAUUUCCAAGGUCAUAGCCAGAAUGCACAUAUGGCUCUUGUCACUGGAUUUUGGACCUAGAAUUGUAAUAAAAGGGUGCCCCUUUUCCAUCACCAAGUUCUUUGGCUUGGUGAAUUUUGAAACCAAAAAUAAGAAGGCAGGUCAAACCUCAGCAGUCCUUUUGGACAGCCGAAAAACAUUCGUUGUUCUCCCAUUCAACCAUGAGCCCAAAUUGCCACAGUCCAGGUUAUUGACCAGAAGUUCUGCAUGAAACGUCCACCAGAGCCUCUUCAUCCUCAAAAGGCAGCUCAAACAGUCAGAUAGGUUUUGCUUUUGUGGAUGGUCUGUGGGAGGAGAUCAUCCGCCCAGAUCAGGUUGACAGUAAUGCUAAGGAUAUGUGCUGGUGAUCUCCAGAAACCCACAGAACAGAUUGUGGACAUCAAAAAUCUAGGAGUACAGUGGUACCUUGGUUGACAAACUUUUUUUUUUAGGAAAAGUUUUUAUUGUUAAAAUAAUUCAGCAUUAAUACACACAUAUUGUGAAUAUACAAACACAUUUCAUACAAGCCUUAAAAAUGUUCAAACAUACCUACACUCAAUCCCACAGAUAAUUCCUUUUCCCAUCACCAUCCACCACCUUUGUGUUAGGCUUCCAAUCUACUCAAUUGCAAUUUCUUUCCACUUCUAUUACUUUCUUUCACAUGCCUUUAACCUAAUUUCAUGCUUUUUUUCUAUUAGAAUAAAUAAGUUCUGUUUUAAAUACUAAAUAAGAUGGAUAACAAUGUGUAAUAGAAAAAGCAGCUUGGGUGUCGAACUUAAUCCAUUCAGGGAGUCUGUUCGACUACUGAAACCUUUUGAAAACCAAGGCACAGCUUCCAGUUGGCUGCAGGAGCUUCCUGCACUCAAUUGGAAGCUGUGUCGGACGUUCAGCUUCCAAAAAACAUUCGCAAACCAGAACAGUUACUUCCAGGUUUGCGGCGUUUGGGAGCCAAUUUGUUCGGAAGCCAAGCUGUUCGACUACCAAGGUACCACUGUAGUGGUAAAUAGAUCCUCGUAGAAUCCGAGAAACAUCCUCCUGCUCAACACUGUUUGUUCUCCACUGAACAUAAAGCCCAUCAGACAAGUUCCAGAUAACAAAAAGGACAUGAAAUUGUAUUUUCCAGGUCACAUUGAUGAAAGAACUGUGUGUAACACUGUUGCCCCUGAAAAGGAUGUGGAUGGUUUUCAUAUUUUCAAUAUAGGACAACUGUGUCUUGACCAACCUUCUGUUAUACCUGCCACUGCUGCUGCUGUCUGGGAAAUAAUAAAAAGAACAGGUAAGAGAAAUGAGGUGUUUCAGAGAAAUAUAGGGUAUCAAGUUAUACGAUCCUGCGGUGCUUAAAUCCUAAAUGAAAUCGGAGAUGCUAUAAAAUUUGGAUUUGCACUGUGGUUUGUUUCAUUGGAUAUGCUUAGCCCAUCUUUUUGUUUUAAGGAGUGCACCAAAAUAUUUUUUGUUAAUAUUUAGCAGUGGGGUACAAGGUGCAGAAAAACCGCAGUUUUCUCUCUUUUUUGAUCCCUGUUGCUUUCAGGCAACCAGUGUGGUAUAGCGGUUAGAGUGGUCAGCUAGAUAUGGGGAAACUGGUUUUCAAAUGGGAGACUGGAUUAGUCACUAUUUUUCAGCUUAAACUACUUUGCACAGUCCUUAUGAGGAUAAGAUGGCAGGUGAACCAUGCACAUCACCUUGAGGUCAUUGGAGGAAAGACAGGACAUAAAUGUAACAAUUUAAUAAUUAUUUCCCAAAAAGGUAGCGAUUGUAAUAUUUUUUUUUUAUGUGUAAUACAGUCACUCUGGCUGGACCAGUCAAAAUUUGGGCAGCUGAGUUGUGCACUAAUUUUUGGGGUUGUUUCUAGCAGCAGCCCCCAAGGCAGUGCAUUACUUUAACCCAGCCCAGGAUGUUUCCAGAACUUAAUUCUUACCAGAGUGUAAAUCAAGAGUAGGCACCUCAUCUAAUAAUAAUAAUAAUUUAUUUAUACCCCGCCCAUCUGGCUGGGUUUCCCCAGCCACUCUGGGCAGCUUCCAACAGAACACUAAAAUACAAUAACCUAUUAAACAUUAAAAGCUUCCCUAAACAGGGCUGCCUUCAGAUGUCUUCUAAAAGUUUGGUAGUUAUUGUUCUCUUUGAUAUCUGAUGGGAGGGCGUUCCACAGGGUGGGUGCCACUACCGAGAAGGCCCUCUGCCUGGUUCCCUGUAACUGGGCUUCUCACAGCGAGGGAACUGCCAGAAGGCCCUCAGAGCUGGACCUCAGUGUCCAGGCAGAACGAUGGGGGUGGAGACGCUCCUUCUAUAUAGAGCUACAUAAAUAUGUAAGCUCUGGUUUAGAGUCUGGCUUUGAUGUAAGAUGUGGUAUUUCAAGAUGGAAUUAUCUAGCGAGCUAUUACCUCCGAAAGGGAUACAGCUUUGCUGUAUUGUAGUACCUUGGAUCCUGAACGCCUUGGUACUAGGACGUUUUGGCUCUCAAACGCUGCAAACCCGGAAGUGAGUGUUCCAGUUUGCGAACGUUCUUUGGAACCUGAAUGUCCAACGGGGCUUCUGCAGCUUCUGAUUGGCUGUAGGAGCUUCCUGCAGCCAAUCAGAAGCCACACUUUGGUUUCCGAACGUUUUGGAAGUCGAACGGACUUCCGGAACGGAUUCCAUUCGACUUCCAAGGUACAACUGUAAUGUCAGUCACAUAAUGGUUAAUUCAGCAAAAAAGGAGCACUUAACUAUGGUACCCUACCACAGUUUCUAUACUAGAAAAAGAACAAAUGUUUCCAAAAGGAAAAUUAUGUUCAAUAGCUAGAUCUGGUUUUCCUGUCGCAAGGACUGCCACUCGCCACAUGAACCAAACUGGGCUCUGAAUGUGGCAUUCAAAGGCCUUCUCUUUGUGCCCCCUCUGAAGGACGUACAGAGAGUGGCAACAUGAGAACGUUUUAGUGGUAGCUCCCAGAUUAUGGAAUCCCCAGAGAGAUAAUUCUGUUGACAUCACUAUCUACUUUUAGGUUCCAGGCAAAAAAUCUUCUUUUAGCCGGACCUUCUUUACCCAAGCCCUUAAUUUGGAGGGUUUCAGAUAUUUGUGCCCUCUUUCAACUGGUGGGGUGCGUUAGACCUGCCUUUAAAUGUAUGGAUUUCUUAAAGGUUUUAUUCUGUUUUGACACUACGCUGGUUUUAAUCUUAGUACUAUUUUGUUAGACGUUUUGGGUUAUGUUUUGUAAAGAAAAGCCACUGAUCGCCAUUCAUAAUAAUCUAACAUUUCAAAUCUGUACGAUCGAAGGCCUUUCAUUCCAUAGGAAUGAGUCACUCUCUUCGAUAUUAUUUUUCUCCUUCUGAAAGGAAUACAAACAUUUGGAAGAAACGUCGUUGUCGUUGGGAGAUCAAAGAAUGUUGGAAUGCCUAUUUCAAUGCUUUUACAUACCGACGGAGGACAUGAAAGGCCCGGAGGUAUGUUGAAUAACAUUCUGUUUUGUUGAAACCCUCAGCACAGAGAAAAGGGAAGGUUCAAAGGAAGGAAAAAUAGUUUGUAAGCAUCUAAAUGCAUAACAGGAUUUAGAAUGUCUGAUUUUCAAAAUAAUGUUUUAGAUCCUUAGCUUUUAGGGACAUAACCCAUUUUGCUAUUUGUAUACUCUUACCUGCCCAUAUAGUAUGAUGAAUGCCAGCUGUUCUUAAGAGAAUCUGCUGGACAUUUGGCCCUGAGUAAUUUUGACCUUCCAAACUGUGAUCAUUCGGACUACUCUAGAGUUUGAGUUUCAGAUAAGAUGAGGAUAUUUUCGGAUGUCAGUGUUUCUUUUUAAUGUCUGUAGGGAAAAAGAAGACCACGGUUACAAAGUUCUCAUGCACACGCCCCAUUUAUUUCAAUGAGCCUCGCACAGAAUAAUUUUCCAGUGGAUUGUGCCAAAAGUGCAUUCUAGAAUGAAAACCUUGUGUGAUAAGACAUUUGUAUUGUUUUCGAGGCUUCCAGAAAUAUAAUUUAUUUUACAGGGCCUGAUACCGUACUGCCAAAAUAAUGGCAAACUAAAGAAAGUGCUGCAAACAGUUUGCUAACACUACGACAAUCAUUUUAAUCACAACUGCAUUGCAGUUUUGUAAAUGAUCAGUAAUUGGGACUAAUAUAUAUGUAUUUCAGGUGAUGCUACAGUUACAAUUGCUCACAGAUACACACCCAAAGAUCAGCUGAAGAUCCAUACGCAGCUUGCUGAUAUUGUAAUAGUUGCUGCAGGUAAUGUAGCACUGUCAAUGUUUUAAAAUACAAUAAAAUUCAAAUAUACACACACAUCCCACUUUACAAAUGUUCAUUAUGGAAAAAUUCUCAUGUCCAAAUAUGAGGAAAUAGUACCCAAACCUUGCUAUAUACACGGCAGAUUCAGAUAUCUGCAAGGAGCAGGGAGCGAUUGAACAAAUAAGAGAGCAUUUCUUCUAGGUGUUCCCAAGGGUUUGUUUGGUCUUUUUGCUUUUGGGUGAGGGUGUGUUAGGAAAUGUCAGGAGCUCGUCCUACACUCGAGUAGGACCCUGGCAGAGACACAUGCCCGACUGGCAUGUUCUCUCCCUCCUGGUCUUUUGUUUGGGAGAUUCAAAAGCUUUCUUCAGCCCGAACAUCACAGCAACCGAUGCCAACAGACACCGGGACACUUAGGGAUCCGCAGAGUGUUCGCAGUUUGCGUAACAGACCUCAGCAACACCGCAUUUUGGCUAAUCUACUUUAAAGGUAAAGGGUAAAGGGACCCCUGACCAUUAGGUCCAGUUGCGGACGACUCUGGGGUUGCGGCACUCAUCUCGCUUUAUUGGCCGAGUGAGCCAGCGUACAGCUUCCAGGUCAUGUGGUCAGCAUGACUAAGCCGCUUCUGGCAAACCAGAGCAGUGCAUGGAAACGCUGUUUACCUUCCUGCCAGAGCGGUACCUAUUUAUCUACUUGCACUUUGACGUGCUUUCGAACUGCUAGGCAGGAACAGGGACCGAGCAACGGGAGCUCACCCCGUCGCAGGGAUUUGAACCGCUGACCUUCUGAUCGGCAAGUCCUAGGCUCUGUGGUUUAACACACAGCGCCACCCACGUCCCUCUUUAUUUACGCGUCUACUUUAUUUACUUUAUUUACAUAUAAAUAUACACGGAGCACUGCAACAUGGCUCCCUCUCUAGCAUCAGACAGCAAAGAGAGAAAGAACAAAGGACAAUAGUCCCACUUCACAGAACACAGUAACACAAACAUCCUGUCUCCGUCACUUCCCACACUGUGGAGUCAAAACAUACACCGUCAUGUGAUAGACAACAAUCCCAUGACUGCAAUCACAGAGCAGGAAUUCUAACAGGGAACACAUUAGAGAAUUUCCCAUAGGAAUCAGUUGCAAUCAUCAACUCAUAUGCGAACCCUUGCCUAGUUAACAAUUUCCAAGGAAUGCAUUAUGUUUUGUAAGUGGGGCCUGUGUGUCGUAGGUCUCAAAGUCACUAUUAUGUUGUCUCUGUGACCACAAACUUCGCAUGUUUCAUGCUUGUGCCGCAGUAAAGUGAAAAUUGCAUACAAUAUGGAUUUUAUGGGUGCAAGCUAUGGCGCAGGCUCACUUUCGCACUGAAGAGUUCACAUUUUCACUAGCAGCUAUUUAUGCAAAGCAGCCAGCAUUUACUUAACUUGCCUAGAAUUUGGCAAGAGCUUGGGAACAAUGGCAUUUUAGGAAUAAAAAAUUUCAGAGUGUCUAGCAUUUACAAGAAUAGUACAGAAUUAAUAAAUAGGGAGAUGGAAAACUUUGGUCCUGGGUUCUACCGUCCUUAUAUCCAAUUUACAGCCAGGUUUACAGUUGCAGUAUUGGAAUUGUAAAAAUGCUGUAUUUAUUAUUUAAUAGGUUUAAGUUAUAUAAGCAAGAGGUUUUAUUUUGAAAUCCUUGGGGGUGAGGAGGAGCUGAUGGCUCAUGGUAGCCCAAAAUGUCUGUGGAAAAAAAUCAACCUCAAACUUAGAAAUGCCUUAAUUGCCUAAUUACACCUGAGUAUUUGCAGAAUUCUUGGUAUGCCAAUAUAAUUAUAGGCCUGUUUAAUUCUACAAAUACCAACAUUUUCUGAGGAUUAUUUUCCCCCUCCUCUGACAUUGUCACUGCUUUGCCCUUCCUCCAGAGGUCUGUAAUUCUUCUUCGUAACUUGCCGUUGAAGGUUGUAGUGGCAGUGCUGGCCUUCUUUGCUAUUCUGCUAGUCUAUAAGGUUCAAGGGACUUGUGGUUUCUAAAUAUUUGUUUCCAGCCAUGCACAAUGCUAUAAACACACCACUACAUACCCUCCCAACAUUUCUCUGAUGGCACUAGUGAUGUCCUAUUAUUAUUAUCAUUAUUAUUAUUAUUAUUAUUAUUAUUUUAUUUAUACCCCACUCACCUGACUGAGUUGCCCCAGCCACUUUGGGCAGCUUCCAACAUAUAUAAAAACAUAAUAAAGCGUUAAACAUUUAAAAAACUUCCCUAUACGGAGCUGCCUUCAGAUGUCUUCUAAAGCAGGGGUCAGCAAACUUUUUCAGCAGGGGGUCGGUCCACUGUCCCUCAGACCUCCAUAUUUUGAAGGGGGGGAAAUGACCGAAUUCCUGUGCCCCACAAAUAACCCAGAGAUGCAUUUUAAAUAAAAGCACACAUUCUACUCAUGUAAAAACAUGCUGAUUCCCAGACCGUCCGCAGGCCGGAUUUAGAAGGCAAUUGGGCCGGAUCCGGCCCCCAGACCUUAGUUUGCCUACCCAUGUUCUAAAGGCUGUAUAGUUACUCGUCUCCUUGGCUCGCAUAACCAUACCAUCUAUAAUUUCUCCGAUGAAACUAUGGACGUAAUGACUGAGGUAUGAGUAUCCCUCAUCAAAUAUAAAGUGCUUAAAAGCUUAAGUAUUCACAUUUCUCCUCCCCGCCCCUCAGGAUCUGUGAAUCCUAAUUGGAUUGGUGGUUUCAGGUGUCCCAAAGCUGAUUACUUCUGAUAUGGUUAAAGAAGGGGCAGCAGUGAUCGAUGUCGGGAUCAACCAUAUCCACGAUCCUCUCACAGGAAAGACCAACUUAGUGGGGGAUGUGGACUUUGAAGGUAAGCAAAAUGGCAGUGGUUUUGGUUUUUUUUGGGGGGGGGGAGUAGGAAUCUGUUCCAGUUACAGCUGCUCUUGAAGCAGCGAGUUUAAAUAACACAUUAUUUUUCCCUUGGCCAAAAGAGAAAUAUUAAGAGCCGUACUGAAAGUUAACCCACAUAUUUAGAGGAAUUGGACACCCUAGAGAAUCUGAAGGGUGCUUUACCCAGCUAUUUCCUUGAGUAACUUUUGAGAAAGUUCAUUUCAUGGGGCUUAUCAGUACUUCCAUUUUCUCAUGUAAUUUUCUUUUAUGUUAAGCAUUUUAAUAGUGUUGUGUGUGUGCAUAUAUUCAUAUGAUUUAAACAUUAACCAACAGUGUUCUGCUAAUAUAGUUAUUUCACACACACAAAAACCCCCAGUACCUAAUGUAAAACGUGUCCCAGGUUUGCAAAAACUUUGUUCAAAGAACUAUGUAUUUUCUCCUUACAUGGAGAUGAGUAUUCUGGGCUAAUAUAUCCUAUUUGGCCUGAACUUCUCCACUUUAAAAAAGCCCCAAGAAUGAGGGCUUCCAAAGCUGAGGAUCCAGUUUGUCAAGGAUGGAUUUUGUUGCUUUUACAAGCCGAAAAAACAUUGAAAGUACCGAAGGCAUUGCAAAAUGUUGAUACUGUUCCACCAAGUUUAGCUGUAUUUAGAGAAUUAAAACACACCACCUAAAAUAGAUGCUUUGAUGUAUUUGUGGGCAACCUUCCCCAAACUUGAUUUGGAAUGGACCCGUCUAAAAUGGCCUCACGUUGACACUUUUCAGAUCAGGCCUAAUUUACACUAUCAGCUCAGACCUGCUCCAGUCUCUUGUGUUCCCAUAAAUUUCAAUGAAAACAUGACAGUUGCUUGAGAAACAACAAACCUUUAGCUCUUCCCACCUCCUUGUGAGGUCCCCUCCCUCCGCACCGAGAACAGGAGUUAUGCUUUCAAGAUUUAUGAGCAUCCCUUGAUUUCUUCUGAAAUAAACAUGGCUUUAAUUUUAGGACUGGAGUACAGAACUUAGGUGGCACUGUGGGUUAAACCACAGAGCCUAGGGCUUGCCGAUCAGAAGGUCGGCGGUUCAAAUCCCCGCGACGGGGUGAGCUCCAGUUGCUCGGUCCCUGCUCCUGCAACCUAGCAGUUUGAAAGCACGUCAAAGUACAAGUAGAUAAAUAGGUACCGCUCCGGCAGGAAGGUAAACGGUGUUUCCAUGCGCUGCUCUGGUUCGCCAGAAGCGGCUUAGUCAUGCUGGCCACAUGACCCGGAAGCUGUACGCCGGCUCCCUCAGCCAGUAAAGCGAGAUGAGCGCCGCAACCCCAGAGUCUGUCACGACUGGACCUAAUGUUGAGGGGUCCCUUUACCUUUUAAAGAACUUAGCACAAAUAAAUUCUUGUUCUCAGUGUAUAGAUUGGGGGGUGGAGACUGAUUUGGCCAAGGCCUCAUAAUGAAUCUGUAACAAAGGAAGACUUCAACCCAUCUUUGGAGUUGAUUCGCAGAUAUCAACUGCGAUUAAUCUUAUGAAAUAAUAAAUUCGAUGAUCAGACUCUAAAUCCUGGGAUUGUAAAAAAAACAAAACCAUUUCGAAAUGUAUUGCCUAUUGGCAUCUGUAAUUUGACCAGCAAACAGAAAUGUUGUUCCUCACACUGUUGUUUGUGGGUUGCUUUGUCUGAUGACCAGCAUAUUAACUUAAGUUUUAUUUGCAUUUUCUAUUGCUCCCCACCCCCACCCCCCAGAGGUAAAGAAGAAAGCUGGUUUCAUCACGCCAGUCCCGGGAGGCGUAGGACCAAUGACAGUUGCUAUGCUUUUGAAGAAUACAUUAAUUGCAGCCAAGAAGCUUAUUUAUUAAGAUCUAUCAAUUCAAGCCAUUCUAUUUAUUGAUACAUAUACAUUUAUUUUUCUUACAAAGAUAUUUAUUUCUAAAUUGUAUUUAUUCAUGUCAGAAUACGGACAAUGGGUUUCUUUGCAUACUUACAAAAAUGUUUAUUACUUCUGCUGCUGAAUAUGCACCUCCUGUCUUCAUGUAUGGAUGUGUGUGAUUUCUCUACGUAAUUCCAGCCUAAGCACCUGGUCCAAGUUUGAGGUGUGCGGUUUUUGCAAAACAUCCCUCACCAAUGCGAGUCUCUUUUGCAACAGAAAAAGAGAUGUGGGCCUGAGCUUUAACUGCAUGCCACACUCUAGCCAAGGAUAAUAAAGGGCUCAUACUUUGAACUACAUUAUGCAUAAGGGGGGAAACUCCCAGAACCCGGUAUGCUUGAUAGAAAUAAAUCAGGAAUUUGAAAAGCCAGGUAUUGAUAACUGAACAUGUAUGAAAACACUAAAAACAAAGUGAAUUGUGUGUGAUAUUUGAAAGCAUGCUUAGUAUUUGCUAUUGCUGUAAUCCCAAGUCAGAGGUGAAAAAGUCGUUCCAAAGGGAGUUAAUACACUUCAUUGCAAUCCGCUUCUAUGUCUAGUUUUGCCCUCGCAUCCCAAAACACAGUAUCAGUAUCAUUCCUAUUUAGAUUAAUAGAUGUGAGCUGUCCAAUUUCGUUCGCAUUGAAGAAGCAUCAUUUCCGUCAAGAAGGGACAGGAGAACAUCUGUAAAAUUAAUUGAUUCUGUAUUGGAGAAUUCAAAAUAUUUUUCAAAUGACUACAUUAUUGAUCAUCAACUUUAAAAAAAUCCUUCUGAAUUGUAUUUCCAUUCCAGUGAACUGUAAUAUUAAAACAAUACCCAUGAUUGCUGAAACUAAACCAUACGGAUGAAGGACCUGGUUAUUAUUUUUUCAUUGACUCAUUAUAGAAGCUGGUGCAAGACCAACUAGGUGUCUGUCGGUCUUUAUUCCAGUUGGAGGAGGGGCUUGAAUAUAAAGACUCAUUCAGUAGUUGUUGCUAUAGUUCCAAGCAAGUGCUUGAAUGAAGAAAGAUUUUCUUCAAAUGAAUGGAUAAAUCCACAGUAAAUCAAUUGAGGGAAA